Messenger RNA from Aspergillus aculeatus ATCC 16872, 219 nucleotides. It is a transcript of the gene tfb5, whose product is annotated as TFIIH complex subunit TFB5. Bases 1 to 219 code for a protein of 72 amino acids. The transcript has 3 exons. NCBI's taxonomy places the organism in Eukaryota, Fungi, Ascomycota, Eurotiomycetes, Eurotiales, Aspergillaceae. Gene Ontology annotation, biological process: transcription by RNA polymerase II; nucleotide-excision repair, preincision complex assembly; nucleotide-excision repair. Gene Ontology annotation, cellular component: transcription factor TFIIH core complex; transcription factor TFIIH holo complex. The record is from RefSeq and is a predicted model, not a curated record.
AUGCCACGCGCCGUCCGAGGAGUCCUCAUCGAAUGCGACCCGUCCGUGAAAGCCAUCAUCCUGAAAUACGACGAAGAGCGCCACGACUACAUCGUCGAAGACCUCGAUGACGAUCGCCACCUCGUGAUCAAAGAGAGUCAGCUCCAGAACCUCAAAAUCCGACUGGGAAAGGAACUCGACGAUAAGGUCAUGCAGCCGGAGGAGGAGGAAUCGGAGUGA